AUGUGGGCAACGGGCUCCCGCCCGGAGGGCCUGUUUUUAGGCGCUAAGAAGUUCCCGACGGCAGCGCCGCCAUUAAUAUUCCCGAAUGCAACGGGGGAGGCGGAUUUCGAGUGUAAAGCGAGAUUACGCGAGUUGACAAGUGGCCGAAACUGCGACUAUUGUUCCGGCGAGCUCGUCCCGGAUCUGCGGAUCUUCCAGCUCAUUAUAUCCGCUAAUCCGCGCCGCCACCUGGGAUUUAAUCCGGGCGUUCUUUUGUGCCCGCCCCCUCCAACGGCCCCCGACUGCGACACUUUGAUUCCGUACGAAAGGUUAAAGAGCCCAGUUUAUUUG
Iphiclides podalirius (scarce swallowtail) is the source of this 330-nucleotide messenger RNA. Lineage: Eukaryota; Metazoa; Arthropoda; Insecta; Lepidoptera; Papilionidae. The record is from the annotation of a GenBank genome assembly.